Molecule: messenger RNA, 4769 nt
Organism: Folsomia candida
Lineage: Eukaryota; Metazoa; Arthropoda; Collembola; Entomobryomorpha; Isotomidae
Exons: 3
Coding region: 49-4380 (1443 amino acids)
Molecular function (GO): ATP hydrolysis activity
Source: RefSeq, a predicted model, not a curated record
AUUUUAUUCAGUUCCUAACUUUGCAACCGAUAAGACAAGACAUAAAUAAUGAAAAAAAAUACUUUGGUAGUUCUGCUUCUCCAAUUUCAUUUGGCAUUAUGGUCCACACCAUGCGACGCUAAAGAAGAAUAUAUGGGAAGUCUUUCCAUUGAUGGCCCAACAAAUCAGACACACCUCCUUCAGCUGCGUGAGGAUGGUGUAGAUGAUCCAGAUAUUGACCCCGUGGAGGAAUUAAUGUACUUUCUGGAUCUGGGUGAACGCGAAAUACAACUAACAAAGCACAGGAAUAUUGUUUUACUGGUGGGAUUAACGGGAACUGGAAAAACCACUUUACUACAGUUUGCGGCAAAUGACAGCAACCGAUUAACGUCCGUUGAAAAAUGCCCAGGUUGUGGAGAAUACUAUCUUCGGGAUGAAGGAGGCUACGUCGGAAACCAGAGUUUGGUUUCACAAACAUUUUUGCCAAACUUUCUCUACAACAAUUUAAUGGAUACUGCUCUCUAUGAUUGUCCUGGUUUUGAUGAUAACAGAAAUACAACAGUAUCAAUUGCUAAUGCCUACUUCAUCAAAAAAAUAACUAAUCACGCUCAAACCGUUAAAAUUGUUGUUGUUGCAACACAUGGGUCAUUGGACGCUUCAGAUCGAAGCUCUUUUCCUAAGCUGUUGACUAACUUACUGGUUCUAUUGAAAGAUCCGAGUAAAAUUUCGGAUUCUAUUGCCAUAAUUGGAACAAGCAGUACCCCAGUCCACUUACAACCAUUCAACUUUAUCAGUAAAUACAGCUACUUUAUUGACACCGAAGCCAGAAGAUAUAUCGACGAAGUAUACGACGAGCCACGAAAAACUAAGGCUUUGCAAUUAAUCGACUCUUUCUUGCACAAAAAUACGAAUGGUAAUUAUACGCAAAUCGGAUAUUUUAGAGCCCCAAGUAGUUCAGGCCCACUGGAGAUGAUGGAAGAAUUCAUAGGAAACAAAGCAUUUGUUCGGUCCCUUAUAAUAGACGAGCUCCAAUACGCACCUACAACAUCGGAUGAUUUUGGUUAUUCACCGGGUGAGGACGCUAGAUUUGUAAUAGUUGGCCUUGCAGGCAAUGUAAGCAUAUUAAUUAGGGAAGAAUUAAGAAAUUUUACAACUGAGGAAACCAGAAUUUUUGUAACUGAACUACAAAGGCUAUUCGACAUAGGUGACUCGGAUAAAAUUUUGUUGAAUAAGCUCAAUCUUCUAUUCAAUGUCACGUUCCCGAUAACAGAGAAUGGCAAUGCAGACUUUUUUUCUAAUUAUACAAAUGAAAUAAUUACAAACGCUGAUUUAUUUAGCAUGAGUUCCAUUUCAAGUCUUAACUCAAGUUUGGUGAGAUAUACAAAUUACUUGGAUAUCUUAAAGAUGGUUAGCGAAUUUACGAUCGAUCAAUCAAACUGGAUUACUCCAAUCUUAGCAAUGCGUUCCGAAGUAACACUCACUAUUAACCCCUAUUUAUCACAAGCUAACAUUGAUAUAAAAGAACUAAUUGAAAUUUUCUCGGCAAAUGUACAAGAGAGUGUGCAAUCAGAUAUCGACAAUCUGAUUAACCAGAACUCCGACGCAGAAGAAUUUAUAGCAAGGCUUCAGUCAAUUUCAAUGUCUACGUAUCCCAUAUGCGAGGGUCCCAGUAGGCAAAUAUCUUCUUGUAUUUCUCAAAUUCUGUCCAACACUAAUGGCUUUGGAGGACAGCACUAUGCUUCAUUUAACGCAACCUUAAGUCGGCAGGCGGAAAUUUUGAAAGACCUUGAAAUGGCGUAUGAUAAAGACACUGGACUCUUAAAUCCUGCUCAAUGGGUAUUGGCUUUAAUUAACUUGGGAAAUAAUAUUAUGUUGAAGAUACCUGACAUAAUAAUUGCUUUCAAUCAAAUUGUCAAAUAUGAAGUUGAAAAAUUUGCAAAUUCGACGCAAGUAGCGCUCACAAAACAACUAGAGAUGUUCAUAACAGAUGUGGAACAAUUUCCGGACGAACUUGUGUUUCUACAAUCUGCAACGUAUCCAAUUUGCGAGUCUGAUAGUGCAUCGUCGUUCAACAUGUAUACUGGGGAAAUUCUGAACGAAGCGCAAAAAUUCGCUUUAACCGACUUUGAAAUUAUCAACUCAGCGCUUUCAAGGUUUGGAGAACUGUUUGAGUCUAUUUACAGAAUUUCAGAAUUUAACAAAGCCUACGUUACUCCAAACCUUUGGAUUCUUCCUUUGAAGGGUUUAAACAUAACUAUUGCUCAGACUAUCAAUACAGUGUCAUCUGAUAUUGCACGCAUUGUCACAACUACCUCGUCACAAACUGCAGCAGAAAUUGAUACUCUCUUCCGUAAUUGGUUCAUCCAAUUUUACCAAACCCAAGACCUACCUCAUCCAAAUUUUGAAAACUUCCUCGGCAACCUUACAAUCGUAACAUAUCCCACAUGCACAAAUCAGACCCUUCCAAUCCAAUGCAUAUCAGAAAUGAUAAAUGGCAUUAAGGCAGUCGGAUUACCCGCUGAUAGCAAUCGUAUAAGUCGGCUUCAAACAAAUCAUGCGCAGUUCCAAAGAAUCAUGGAUGUCGGGUAUGAAAUUCAUAUCGUAAGCAGACCUUGGGUUGAAAGUCUACUUCGAGUCUAUCCAAAUAUUCAGAGGUUUGUGUCAGAUGAUAUAGUCCAACAUAUUAUACUACAGGGUGCGACAAGCAUUGGAAAUGUGACAGACUCCUAUAAAAAAUUCAUUUCAGAAAAACUAAGGGAUGUACAAUCGAUAGGAGAGCAAGAAACUGAGGUGUACGGAUUUGAGCGAAAGGUAUUUACACUGGUUCAGAGAGCAGAAGAAAAAUAUAACGAAUCAGCUACAACAGCAGUUGCAUUUAUGCAAACCUUAGUGACACAAUUCGAAGACGUUUUUCCUGCUAUCACGAAUGAGAUGAGAGAAAGAAUUCAGAGGAGUAUGUCACUAUUUCGUGUCCUGCAAAAACUUCCCCAACUACCUUGGAGAUCAGAAGUUUGGUUUAUCAAAAUUUAUUCUUUAAAAAGCGCAAUAAUUUCUGAAACUACGUGGGUAACGUUUUUGCAAGCAUUGUAUAACGAUCUAACUAAAUACAACACCCAAAUUAAAUCUGAUAGUGGAGUAGAAAGAAAGAUUCACGGAUGGUGGCGAACUUUUGGCCAAAUCUCUCUAACAAAUUUUAAUGAAUUCUGGAACUAUUUAAAAAACGAAGGUGUCCCAACAAUGACUCAUGGUAAUAUGGACAUUGUUCGUAGCGUCUUGAACUCUUCUGAUGGUACACACAAGAUUGCGCAAAUUAACCAAUUUUUAAACACGAUAUUUCCUCCAGUACCUACUUGCGCCCAUUCAAAUGGAAUUCUGAAAUGCUUUGGAGAUUUUCUUUCGUUUAACGAAAUAAUUCGGUCUACUAGCAACACGUCACCUCCACACACAGUUGUAAUUUUGGCAUUUAACACAUUAUUCAUUGAUUCUCGAUUUUCUGGAUCGCAGAUUAACGUAAAAAAUAAUAUCAAAAUUUUCUUGAUGGCACCCAAAGUCAACCUUCGUACGAACGACCCGUUUGACUUAGCUGGAGCUAAUUCGACUCAGAAUUCUGAACAUGGAAAUAACGCUGGAUCAGCAUUUUAUAUAUAUGACAGUCUUGAAGGAGGUGCAUUUAGAUUUUCAAAUUUAACUGGCGGGACUGGAGCAUCUGGGUUAAAUGGAACUAACGGAGGACCUGGACAAAAGGGUCUGACAAAAUCGUUUUCUAUGGGCGCAGACUGUCACGCAUGGUCUGGGGGCUAUAUUAGAAUUACAAUCUAUCCAAAUAGUUGCAACAGAAACUCAGAGGAGACAUGUCACGCAGGCAAUUCCGGUGUGAAUUUCACAAUUGAUGGAGGAGCAGGAGGUCGUGGCGCCAAUGGGGGUCCAGGGGGGAAUGCAGGUGCUGGAGGAUUUCCAGGUCAACUUUCGACGGUGGACGUGAAUAUCAACAAUGCAAUUGCAAUAAGCAAAGGAACAUGCGGAACCAACGGAGCACGCGGGAUUGGGGGUUCGGGUGGACUUGGCGGAUAUUAUGGAGACACACUACGAAGGUGUGUUGAUGACGUGUCUAGUGGAACUCAAAAAGUGUGUCAGCAAGGAGGCUGUAGUUCAGCCACUUAUCCCAAUGUACCUUUAUUGAUACGGGGGCCUAGUGGAGAAAGGGGAAGUGACGGCAUCGUUACCAGUAAUGGUUGUACUACAUCAUACGUGCCAUGGCCAACUGCAGAAAUCAAACCCUACUAUGAUGGAUAUUUCACUCAAUCUGAAACUAUAAAAAACAACUUUUUCAUGGGACAACAAUUGAGUACGUUUCUUGCAAAGGCACGCUCACACACUGGAUUAAGAAACAUGUUUAACUAAAGUCCCUCUUUGGCUUUAUUCCUUUUAAAACUUAAAUUUCCGAUGGCACAGUUAUUGCUGAAUUGUGUCAAUUUAAAACAAUCUAGAUAAGGAUUUCAAAAUUUCUAUAGAAAAUAUUUAUCCCAUAUUGUUAUUAAAAUUUCGUUACAAAUUUAAUUGUUUGUGGACCGAUGUAUGUAUUUACUGUUAAAAUAUCAUGGCAUGUGCGAAUAUGUAACUAUUACAAUACAUCUAUUUUAAUUAUUAUUUUAAGUAGGGAUAAAUAUGUACGGCGCUGGUCGUUUAGCUUUUUCUUCAAAUAACGAUAUACAUACGUAUGUACAUGAAGAUUCUGCAUAUAAUUCUAUGUACUCUAUUGAAAUAAAUAAACAAAAUAUUCUUGCACAACA